UCGCCUUCUCUCUCCCAUUUGAUACCGAGACGCAAAACCUCUGCUAAAACCCUAAAACAUUCCGGCGAUCGGCGAAGAGAAAAAUGGGGAAAAUUCCGUCGUCGUUUCGCUCUAUGACGUCAACGCAUUUGGUAAAGAAACCCACUUCAUGUCCUUUAGCGCCGCCGCGGGAUCCUCGCAACCGAAUCGCCAGGAGAGAAUCCGUCAAAAUCUCCCAUCAUACUGAUCAAGUCUCUCGCGAGCCCUUGAGGAAUCCUUUCAAGACCCCCGAUCUAUCUGAUGCCAAAUCCCUCUUUAAUUCGAUCGCCGCCACUUCGAGAAUCCCUCUCGAUCUCAAGUUUCACAACUCCGUUCUCCAAUCCUACGCCUCGAUCGCCGCCGUCGACGAUACGGUGAAAUUGUUUCUACACAUCCUGAAAUCUCAGCCUGGUUUCUCGCCGGAGCAUUCUACUUUCCACAUAUUGCUCUCACACGCUUGCAGAGCUCCUGAUUCGUCUCUUUCGAAUGUUCAUCUAGUUCUAAACCUCAUGGUGAACAAUGGUGUUGCGCCUAAUCAGGUAACAACCGAUAUCGCUGUCCGGUCUCUUUGCGAAUCGGGUCGGAUCAGUGAAGCCAUGGAUUUGAUCAAGGAGCUCUCGAAGAAUCACUCGCCUCCAGAUACAUAUACUUAUAACUUUCUUCUUAAGCAUUUGUGCAAGUGCGGAUCUUUGGAUGUUGUUUAUGAAUUCAUCGAUGAGAUGAAGGAGACUUUUGAGGUGAAGCCAGACCUUGUUAGCUACACUAUCUUGAUUGAUAAUGUCUGCAAUUCCAAGAAUCUGAGGGAAGCAAUGAGAUUAGUUAGUGCCUUAGGUGAUGCUGGGUUUAAGCCUGAUUGCUUCCUCUAUAACACCAUUAUGAAAGGUUUUUGCACACUGAGCAAAGGGAGUGAGGCGAUUAUUGUCUAUAAGAAGAUGAAGGAAGAAGGUGUUGAGCCGGAUCGUAUUACUUACAACACUUUGAUAUUUGGAUUGUCGAAAUCCGGGAGAGUUGAGGAAGCUAGGAAGUAUUUGCAAACCAUGGUUGAAGCGGGUUAUGAGCCAGAUGCUGUCACUUACACGUCGCUGAUGAAUGGAAUGUGUAGAAAAGGCGCAAGUUUAGGUGCGUUGAGUUUGUUGGAAGAGAUGGAAGCAAGAGGGUGUGCUCCAAAUGCUUGCACUUAUAAUACUUUGCUUUAUGGAUUGUGCAAGGCAAGGUUGAUGGACAAAGGGAUUGAGUUAUAUGGGUUGAUGAAAUCUAACGGCGUAAAGCUUGAGAGUUCUGCUUAUGCCACGCUCGUGAGGGGUCUGGUAAGAAGUGGAAAGGUCGCCGAGGCUUAUGAAGUUUUUGAUUAUGCAGUUGAUAGCAAGAGUUUGACAGAUGUCUCUGCAUACACUACACUUGAAGCUACCUUGAAAUGGCUGAAAAAGGCGAAGGAACAAGGAUUGGCUGUCUAAGCGGUAUUCUCUAGAUCAAGCAAAUAAUAUUUGCUUUGACAGUUAGGCACACCGGUACGAGAUAAUCAGCCAGAGUAUCAGAAGAGAUCUGUUCGAGUGAGGGAUUGAGUUAUAUGUGUUGAUGAAAUCGGGCGGUGUAAAGCUUGAGACUGCUGCUUAUGCCACGCUUGUGAAGGCUCUGGUUAGAAGUGGAAAGGUCGUGGAGGCUUAUGAAGUUUUUGAUUAUGCAGUUAAUAGCAAGAGUUUGAGAGAUGCUUCUGCUUAUUGUACACUUGAAACCACCUUGAAAUGGCUGAAAAAAAAUCGGAAGACUGUCUAAGUGAGAUUUGCUAGCUUGAGCUUUAUCGAAGAAUAUCCUGUGUUCUUUGGAAUUGCUCAAAGGAAUGAAUUUGAUGCUGAACAGUUAAUCCUUAAGGGAACAAGCAUUCAUCAAUCAUUAGUGACAAUAGUUUUUUUAACUAUAUAUGUUGGUAAUAUUUUUGUGAGCUGACAUCUCUAAAGUGUGUGAUUCUUGCCUUUAGUGUCAUGUAAACUGUUUCUUGUAAGCAAUUUUG
This is a messenger RNA of Eutrema salsugineum, 2026 nucleotides long. Its product is annotated as pentatricopeptide repeat-containing protein At2g17670. The record is from RefSeq and is a predicted model, not a curated record. The transcript is spliced from 2 exons. Gene Ontology annotation, molecular function: protein binding. Bases 84 to 1472 code for a protein of 462 amino acids. NCBI's taxonomy places the organism in Eukaryota, Viridiplantae, Streptophyta, Magnoliopsida, Brassicales, Brassicaceae.